This is a messenger RNA of Funneliformis caledonium, 1158 nucleotides long. Lineage: Eukaryota; Fungi; Glomeromycota; Glomeromycetes; Glomerales; Glomeraceae. The record is from the annotation of a GenBank genome assembly.
AUGGCUUCAUAUCAACAAGACGUUAGAAUGGAUUUGGAUCAAAGUCCUAUAGAGACUUUGAAUGAGCUUCGUAAGCAGUGUCCACCUGAAUUACAAGAAUAUCUAAACACAUUCGAAGACAAUUAUGAUCGAAAGCUAUGGCACCAACUUACCAUAAAGAUUGAGGAGUUUUUUUCGAUACCGAUUUCUAGUCCGUUUCAAGUACCGUUGUUUCAACACUUUAUAUCUGAUUGGGAGAACAAGAUGAAUAAACUUAAAUUAGUAUCGUUGGGUCUUUCUGUCGUGAAACAAUUUGAGGAUCGUAAUCAGGAAUUAGCCUUCCUAACGUCUCUUGUAGAUAAAGUUGACAAACCGGAUACGCGUGAUGCAUAUGUUCAUGCUGUAAUGGAAACAGCUUAUAUAAAACUUAUGUUGAAUGAUUUUGAGGGAACAAAAGAAUCCAUUGAUAAAUGUGAAAAAAUUCUCGAUAAAUUUGAUUCGGUGGAAACCGUUAUUCAUGCUAGUUUUUAUAGAGUUGCUGCUGAGUAUUAUAAGGCAAAAGCGAAUUUUCCAGAAUUCUACAAGAAUGCUUUGCUUUAUUUGGCAUGUAUUAAUCUUGAUGAUUUGACAUCAGAAGAAAAAACCAAUAGAGCUUAUGAUUUGGCAAUUAGUGCGCUCAUGGGAGAGACCAUUUAUAACUUUGGUGAAUUGUUGAUGCAUCCUAUUUUGGAUGCUUUGUCAGGAACUCCCCAUGAAUGGCUUAGAAAUCUAUUAUUUGCGUAUAAUGCAGGAGAUCUUACAAAGUUCGAAUUGUUGUCGCAAUUCUUACAAGAAAAUAUUGUAUUUUUACGCCAAAAAAUUUGUUUGAUGUCAUUGAUCGAAGCCGUGUUUCAGAGGAGUUCGGAUAACAGAACCAUUGCAUUUUCAUCUAUUUGUUCUGUAACUUUAUUGCCUCCUGAAGAGGUAGAAUAUUUAAUUAUGAAAGCUCUUGCUCUUAAGUUAAUUCGUGGAUCAAUUGAUCAAGUUAAAGAAGAGGUCAUGGUAACAUGGGUUCAACCACGUGUAUUAGAUUUAGUUCAAAUUGAUGGUAUGAGACAAAGAUUACAAGAAUGGGAUGAGAAUGUAAAGAAAACUGCUAUUAUUGUGGAAAAUGAAACUCCUGAAUUAUUUAUUCAAUAA